Messenger RNA from Tyto alba (common barn owl), 3882 nucleotides. It is a transcript of the gene GOLGA2, whose product is annotated as golgin A2. NCBI's taxonomy places the organism in Eukaryota, Metazoa, Chordata, Aves, Strigiformes, Tytonidae. Gene Ontology annotation, molecular function: protein binding. The record is from RefSeq and is a predicted model, not a curated record. Gene Ontology annotation, biological process: Golgi organization. The transcript is spliced from 28 exons. Bases 77 to 3229 code for a protein of 1050 amino acids. Gene Ontology annotation, cellular component: Golgi cisterna membrane; Golgi cis cisterna; cis-Golgi network.
GGCGCGCCGGCCGGGGCGGGGCGGGGCCUGGCGGCCGCCCCCGCCGCGGCUGACGUGGCCCGGGCGCGGGGCGGACAUGGCGGACGGCAGCAGGCAGAGCAGGCUGGCGGCGGCCAAGAAGAAGCUGAAAGAAUAUCAGCAAAAGAAUAACCCUGGAGCAACUGCAGGAACUAAGAAAAAACGCAAAACUAAAGAAGGCAGUAGACCUGAGACUCCCACCAAUGACGACCGUCAGCCUCCAGAGAACAUUCAGAACAUUCUGAAGGUGCUGGUGUCAGACCUUAACCGCUCCAAUGGGGUAGCCAUACCCUCAUUGGACAAGAGGAAGGCAUACUUUGACAGUGAUGUUGCCACUCGUAAUGCUGAACAGCUUGCUACCGAUGUCCCUGUGCUAUCUAACAGCAACAGUCUACCUAGUUGUGGUUCUGUUCUGCCUGCUCCUGCGAGCAUGCAGGUGACACAGAUUCAUGAAGCUGAAGACCAUAAAAAUGCUUUGGAUGAGAAUAGGUCUUUCUCGUCAACAGAAAGUCUCCGCCAAUUGUCUGAACAACUCAACGGCCUGGUUUCUCAGUCUACGUCGUAUGUGAAUGGGGAAAGUGCUGUUUCUUCCACAAAUAUUAAGGAAAUGGAAACACGUUACCAGGAGCUGGCAGUAGCCCUGGAUUCCAGCAAUCUAACUAACAAACAGCUCGUUACAAAGAUAGAGGAAUUGAAACAGCAGAACCAAGAAGUAGUGAAUCAGCUGGAGAAGGAAAAGAAGCAGUUUGAACAGAAGUUUUCUAAAGAGCAAGCAGCACUGAGGGAACAGCUGCAGGUUCAUAUCCAGACUAUUGGAAUUCUAGUUUCUGAGAAGUCUGAGUUGCAGACAGCCCUUGGACAUACUCAGCAAGCUGCACGGCAGAAAUCAGGAGAAGCUGAAAACCUUGCUGUUCGUUUACAUUCAUCUCGCCAGAGGGUAUCAGAGCUAGAACGUACUUUGUCCUCCAUCUCCAUGCAGCAAAAACAGUCAGAGAAGCAUAAUAAAGAGUUAGUGAAGGAGCGAGACAACCUGAAACUGGAACUGUACAAACGAAGCAAAAGUAGUGAGGAAAUAAAGCAGCAGAAUUCAGAGCUGUCCGAGAAGGUUCACUCUCUGGUUUCCAAGAACUCGGCUAUGAAGUUGGAUAUGGAGGAUUUGCAUAAGAAAUUGGAAAUGGCUGAACUGAUGAUUCAACAGUUCUCAAAUCAGACAGCGAGUCUGGAUGCAAACCAGCAGUUGCAGAUGGUGCUGGAGGAGAAGGCAAGCCUGGAAACCCAGGUUGCUCAGCUCUCAGAGUCCCUUCACCAGCUCCAGGCAGAACGAGAUCAGUAUGUAGAGAAACUGAAGGAGGAGCGGAGCAUUUGGCAGCAGCGGGUACAGCAGCUCUCUGAGCAGGUCCACACAAUGGCAGAGGAGAGGGAGAAGCGUAUGGCCCAAAUUCAGGAGCUGGAAGCCAAUGUUGCAGAGCUGUUGAACAAAUCAGCAGUUAAGCCCAUGGAUAUUGAGCCUUCCUCACCAGCAGAGCCCACAGCAGCUGAGCUGAGCCUGCAGGAAGAGAUCCAGCGGCUGCAGCAAGAGAAGGAGGAACUGCAUGGGCAGUACCAGGCCCAGGUCCGGGACAACGAGCAGCUGAGCCACCUCAACCGGGAGCAGGAGGAGCGGCUGCUGGAGCUUGAGAAGGCUGUGCAGCGCUACAACGAGGAGUCUCUGGACAGACAGCAGAUCCUGGAGGACAUGCAGAGCGACAAGGCCACAAUCAGCAGGGCACUGAGCCAAAAUCGGGAGCUGAAGGAGCAGCUGGCUGAGCUGCAGAAUGGGUUUGUCAAACUGACAAAUGAAAACAUGGAGGUUACAAGUGCGCUACAGUCAGAGCAACAUGUAAAGAAGGAGCUGGCCAAGAAGCUUGGGCAGCUGCAGGAGAACCUGGGGGAGCUCAAAGAGACGCUGGAACUGAAAACACAGGAGGCUCGGGGUCUGCAGGAGCAGCGGGACCAGUACUACAGCCACUUGCAGCAGUACACUGUGGCGUACCAGCAGCUGUCUGCUGACAAGGAGGAACUGCACAAACAGUACUUGCUUCAGACACAGCUUAUGGAUCGGCUACAGCACGAGGAGGUUCAAGGGAAGGUGACAGUGGAAAUGCACCUGAAAGAGCUGCAGCAGACCAAGGAAAAUCUGGAAGCUGUAGCUAAGGAAAACAAAGAGCUGCAGGCCCAGAUCAGUCAGUUAGCAGCAGACCUGGAUGGCAGGAUUUUGCACCGACUAGAGGGAGAUGGAGUUGAAAGUGAAGCAAUGACCAAAGAAAGUCAAAAAUCUUCGUUUGUGAUCCCAGAGAAGUUUGAAAACCAUGAAGAAAUGGUCGCUUUCUUGACAUCUGCCAUGUCCCAAGUGGAGAAGGAGCGAGAAGACAUGAGGCAGCAGCUGGCUGCUCAGAAACAGCACUGCAGGAGCCUCCUGCAGCAAAUGGCAGCGCUCCGGCAGGAGCACCAACAUAACGUCAUGCUGGGUGGAGGUUCCACUGUGGAUACUGUUCCAGUGGAGGUUCACGAGGCUUUGAAAACUGCCAUGGAGAAACUACAGUCCCGUUUCACAGACCUGAUGCAUGAGAAAGCUGAUCUGAAGGAAAGGUUAGAAGAGUUAGAACAUCGCUGCAUACAGCUGUCUGGGGAAACGGACACCAUUGGGGAGUAUAUUGCAUUAUACCAGAGUCAAAGGGCUAUCCUCAAACAGCGGCACCAGGAGAAAGAGGAGUACAUCAGCAGACUGGCUCAGGAUAAGGAAGAGAUGAAGAUGAAACUACUGGAACUGCAGGACCUCGUGAUGCGUCUGGUCAGGGAAAGAAAUGAAUGGUACAGCAAGUAUGUAGCAGCUGCUCAAAACCCAGAGCUGUUAGCAAGCCCAAAUGAAAGUGUACUUCCAGCCGAGAGGCGCAUUGAGCUGAACGCUACUGAUGGAGAAGGGUUACGAGAAGUGAAUUUAUCAGAUGAAGCAGAACAAGAGGCUGCUGUUCUUCAUCAAUCUGGUUUCUCUCCUGUUGACAGUAAAGCUGCUCAGCCAAGCCAAGAGGACCCCACAGCCAAGCAAAUAAUGCAGCUUCUCAGAGAAAUCCAGAACCCUCAGGAGAGGCUGGGCUCCCUGCUGGAAAAUCCCUGCAUUCCCUUCUUCUACCGUGCUGAUGAGAACGAUGAGGUCAAAAUCAUGGUAGUUUAAGUGGCACUAAAUCUUAUUUACAGUAAUUUUCUAUGAGCCUGAGAAGACUUAACUGACUUGAACGUGCCCUUGGUCAGAACAGAUUCUUUAAAGACAUCGGUAAAGAGGGAUUUCAUCAGAUGGAACUUGAGCAUCAGACCUCAUCUUCCCUUUCUCUUUCUUCUGUUACUUGGUGUGCUCAGAGUACAGGCAGACUUAAACUAAUCCUGGGCAGCAGCUGGUGCUGGCAUUUCACCUUCCAGGGCUCUCAAACUAACUUAUUCUGGUAAUGGACUCUCUGACCUCUGAACAGGUUGUUUUUGUUUCAUACAUAAUAUCUUAAACUUCCUCCUUUCUUCUGCAGCCUGCCUCUUGCAACUGUAUCUGAAACUGGCCUUGGCAUCUUGAACAGCCAAAGGAUACAGGCUCGGGGAGAGCGGGGCAGCACUACAGCCAGCUGUAACCUUAUGGCUAGGGGAAGGGACCGAGGGCUGCCUUCUGAGUCUCUGGUUACUUGACAAAGCUUUAUGUGAUUCUUGGGAGUGGGGUGGAAAUGUAACUGCACUUUGAAGGACGAUGCGUUUCACCUGUAUGUGUCUGAAGGUUUUAUUUAUUUUAAAAAAUGGGAGAAAUAAGUAAAAGGAAACCACUUAAUAAACAUGCUUUGUUUUGAA